ACCGCAGCGUGCGCGCGCUCCAGCGCUCUGAGUCUGUCAGCUGCGCGCGACACACACACGGAGAUAGAGAGAGGGGGGGUGCUAGGCUAACGGUGUAGCUCAUGUAGCUGUAAACAGUUACACUCCGCCUUACCAGCCGAGUUUAAUGAAACACCUUCCCCAGGAUGGAGGCGAGAAGAUUAAAUAAACACACCGCAAAGUCAUGAGGAUGUUUACAAACGUGAACAUUUCCAAAAAAAACAAAACAAACAAGUUUUGCGACAGGACUAAGCACUUUAGUUAGCUAGCUCACGCGCUAGUUUAGAGUGUUGGAGCUAGUGACGACGUAUCGUCUAAGCUAAGCUAUCUUACUGCAUGGAAAGUAGCUCCGGGUUCACCUUUAGCACCUAGCAUGGAUUAAUUACCUCGUUAUCCACGAGUACAAUAUUAAAUAAGGAGUUUAACAGUCAGGGUUGUUGUUUUUUCCCCUGUUUCUGGGUCGGAAACUUGACUGAGACACACACACACACACACAGAGGAAUGGCUGGCGGAGCUCCGGUGUCUCCUCGUCUCCUCAGGCCUGAGCGAGUGAAGCUGUGAGCCGGGCGGUGCAUUGUCACCGGAGCGGAAUGAUUUAGCAGGGUGGCACCAGCUGUGCACGUCAAAAAGAGGAGGAAGAGGAAGAAGAUGGGGGUUAAUGCCUCCAGCUAUCCUCACUCGUGCUCCCCCCGAUUCGGGGGACAUUCACCCACCCAGCAGACCUACAUAGGCACAUCCUAUGCACCCCAGGGUUAUGGAGUCGAGUCGAAGCUUUACAGCUUGGAGCAUUGCCCCGAGAAACCUCAGGACAAGAAGAAGAAGAGCUCGAGCCUGGCCACACUGAAGCGGCGCUUCAUUAAGCGGCGCAAGGCGAGCCGCUCGGCCGAUCACGCACGCCACAUGAGGGAUCUGCUCUCGGGCUGGGACGUACGCGACGUCGCCGCCCUGGUGGAGGAGUAUGAGGGCACGGCCGCGCUCAAGGAGCUCAGCAUGCAGGCGUGUCUGGCCCGCCCCGAGGCCCGCACCCUGCCCCGGGACCUGGCCUCUCUUUACCAGCACAAAUACUGCACAGACGUGGAGCUGAUCUUCCAGGACACGCGCUUCACCGCUCACCGAUCCGUCCUGGCCGCACGCUGCCCCUUCUUCAGGACUCUGCUGUCCUCAUCGCCGGGAUACAGCACCCAGCUGCUCCUGGACGUGGGCACGGCGGGGAUAGAUGCCUCCAUGUUCUCGGCGCUGCUGCGUUACCUGUACACGGGCGAGUUGGGCGCCGAAGACGCCCGCCUGCACAACGUGGACGUCUUAGUGCGGCUCAGCGAGGAGUUCGGGACGCCCAGCUCUCUGGAGACGGACAUGCGCGAGCUGCGGCAGAGAAUGUGCUACUACGACUCCGUGCUCUGCUUCUCGUCCGACUCCGAGCCGGACGAACCUUUCGGAGCGGACCCGAGCGGAGAGGAGGAGGAACUGAAGGCCCAUAAGGCCAUCCUGGCGGCACGCUCGCCGUUCUUCCGGAACCUGCUGCAGCGGCGUGUGCGCGCGGCCGAAGAGGAGACGGUGCCAGCGCGCAUCGUCCUGAACGAGUCCAUCAUCCCGCGGAAGUAUGCCGGCGUGGUGCUGCACUGCAUGUACACGGACGCGGUGGAGCUGGAGCGCGUGGUGCGGAGCAGCCCCUCGGCCGGGAGUCUGGGUGAAGCUCAGGCUUUAGCUGCCGGGAAGGGAAGCAUGAGCAGAGCCGAGGAAGCCAUGGAGCUGUACCACAUCGCCCUGUUCCUCGAGUUCAGCAUGCUGGCACAGGGCUGUGAGGACAUCGUGGUGGAGAGCAUCUCUCUGGACUCGGUGGUUCCGAUCCUGAAGUGGAGCUCCCAGCCGUACGGGUCUAAGUGGGUCCAUCGUCAGGCCCUGCACUUCCUGUGUGAGGAGUUCAGUCACGUGAUGACGUCAGACGUCCUGUACGAACUGAACAAGGAGUACCUGCUGGGGGCCAUCCAGUCUGAUUACCUGCAGGCCAGCGAGCAGGAUGUCCUGAAGUAUGUGGUGAAGUGGGGAGAACACCAGCUCAUCAGAAGGAUGGCCGAUCGAGAGCCCAACCUGCUGAGCGGCACGGCCCACAGUGUGAAUAAGCGCGGAGUGAAGAGGCGUGAUCUGGACCUGGAGGAGCUGAAGGAGAUCCUGUCCCCUCUGCUGCCCUGCGUGCGCACCGAACACAUCCUGCCCACCAACAGCGAGGUCCUCUCCGACACGCUGAAGCGAGGUCUGAUCAGCACGCCUCCGGCAGACAUGAUCCCCACAGUGGAGGGAGGAAAAGCCAACGCCUGGCUGAGGCAGAAGAGCGCUGGCAUCUACGUACGACCCCGCCUCUUCACUCCGUACGUGGACGAGGCCAAGGCCGUCCUGGACGAGAUGAUGGUGGAGCAGACGGACUUGGUGAGGCUGCGCAUGGUGCGCAUGUCCAACGUUCCCGACACUCUUUACAUGGUCAAUAACGCCGUACCCCAGUGCUGUCACAUGAUCAACCACCAGCAAAUGGCUGGCAGCCAGACGGCCCCGCCCUCAGUGGUGGCCAAUGAGAUACCAGUUCCCAGGCUAGCAGUGGUGAAGGAGAUGAUUCGGCGGCUGCACGAGCUGCGGCACACGGAGCAGGUACAGCGGGCGUACGCCCUGAACUGCGGUGAGGGAGCGACGGUCAGUUACGAGCUGCAGAUCCGAGUGCUCAGGGAGUUCAGCCUGCCUGAUGGAGCUGCAGAACUGCUUCAGAACCCGCACAAGUUCUUCCCUGACGAGCGUUUCGGAGAUGAGAGCCCGGUGCUGGCCCUGCGUCCGUCCGCUCGCUGUCGGGUUAACAGCACUCCGGCUGUGGAGAGCAUGUUCACAGACCUGCAGACCGUAAUGGGCCUCCAUCCACCCCUGCCUCCUCCACCGCCGCCGUACCACCCCCCCACCACACAGCAGAUCCGGAGUGGCUGGAGGCCCCGCGUGCCCACCCAGCAGCCCUCACGCUCCUUAUCCUACCCCUGUAAUCACACGCUGCUACACACCCAGGCCUCCUCCAAAAUGGCCAGCCCCAUUUAUUCAGUCACGGGGGUCAAGGCCGUACCUCCGGACUGUACCAACCAGCAGGGGAGGGUCCUCAACCCCAGCAAGAAAGGGAACAUGGAGCCGGUCAUCAACGAGUUCAUGCCGGACAUCGCCAUGGGCGUGUCGGCCAUGAGUCUGAAGGACCGCCGCCUUCCUGAGGUCACCAUGGAGGUGGAAGGUCGCGACCCCCGCCCUUUGGUCUCCACGGUUCCGCCCGUCUCUCAGUGUUUCUCCAGCCGCCACCCGCACUCGUCAUCACGCAAGCGGCACGCGGCCGAGCCCAAACCCGACGCGCCGCAGCACACACACUUCCCCGACCUGUACGAACUCUACACGCACGGCCGCACCGACUCCGCGCACAGGCUCCACCUCGCCCUGGGAGCUCAGGCCAACCAGAGAGCGCCUCCUAAAGGAGAGACGGACCUGACCUGCGGCCUGAGCCCCGACACGGAACCGUACGACGAGUGGAACCCGAGCCGAAGACUCGCCGGCGCCGGCGCGUCGGGCACGGGAGAAGAGGGAGGAGGGAUCGGGGCUCGAGAGCGCAGGUCGCCUAACAAACACGAAUACCUGUACAGGAAGUCGGCACUAUGACCCUGGAGAGAGACUCGAGAAGGCUUUAAGGCACAAAAUUUCAGAUUUAAUGCUGGGGUUUGAUUACAGGGCGGGGAAAUAUGAUGAAUAUAUAUAUCUUGUCCACGUUUUAUUUUCAAUAUUUAAACGCCCUCGAUAAGGGCGCUGAAGCUAAAACUCACUUGGGUUACUGACAAUCAGCGUAGAAUCGAGUCCCCGAGCCCGAGAGCCGUCACCGUGCGCUCCCGUUACGCUCAUUUUCCUCCGCCUGAGAGUCCAACACACUCUGAGCUGAGAGGAGGAGACAGAGAGAAAUAUAUAUUCACACAGACGUAUUAUGCAUUUAUCUUUGCUUAGGAAUAAACCGUGAAAUAAAAACGUCCAGGCAAUAAGUCACCUCAUCCAAACAUCACAUAAACACGAGGUUCAUUAACCACACGCCGGGUUUAAAUACCAGCACUGCGUUCAGGACUAAAGUGGGAACUAGCUUUCACUUCCCAUCGUAACCCUGAAAUGUAGAAUUGCUCGUCUUUUCAUCUAGGAGUCCGUGUUUACGGAUGGCUAGUUCGACAGACGCGCUAACCUUCACACGCUUUAACAUCGCUGCUACGAGUUACCGCUCGAAAAUAUGCAAAAAACGCUCCGGACGAAUCGACUGACGCGUGAAUCCGGAACAGCGUCGGUGUUUUGCGCUCGCUGAUAUUGAUAACGUUCUGGAAGCUCCGCCCCCUUCCCCUCGUCUCACAUCGGUAGCCUAAUCCGCUCGCGCGCUUGUUUUAUUUCGUUAACUAAGAGCUCUGCGUGCGUUCCGCCUCACUAACGUUGUGGUUUUUCCUUCGUGAUAUUUCUUUUUGCAUCCUGUUGUUAGGAUUAUGCAAAUUAGCACUGGGCAUCGUGACAGAAAUGUAUCACGAUACAUCCCCAGGUGUUUCUGCGACGCGUUUAAAAAUAAACCUUUUAAAAAUGAGUUCGAGGAUACUGCUAUUUAAUACGUACGAAAAUACACGAGGUUAUUCGUCACGAUAUCCCGGAGAAAUGUACCGCGGCGUAUCGUAUCGUAUGGUAUCGCCCGGCUCGAACUCUAAACACAUCGAAUACGUUAAAAUGAAGACAAAUCACUAUAGAAACACAGCGUUAGGGCUCUUCUUUCUUUCACCCCUCAGUUUGAGUUUUGCGUUUUUUGUUAUCUCGUGAAUUACGGCGGCUUAAAAUAAAGCACUCGAGAGCGCGAAUAACAUGGAACGUUUCCGAUCUUAAACACUCGAGCACGUGUGGCGUUUAAAAACAGUGGAAAGUCCCGGUUGUCACGAGCGCAGCAUCACGGUGAUCGAGCUGCACGCACCUGGCCGCGUUCCUCCAAGCUCCGGCGUUCUCACUUCACAACAGUCCACUCUUUCAUCUUCUGCCUCUUCCUUUUAUAUACGUAUACACACCUUACACUCAUCCUCCAGUACAUCUGCGCUUCAUCAUCAGUCCUGGAUGAGAACCCGUAUCUGUUCAUCGUUUUGUUUUGUUUUGAAUUCGCCUAUUUUGACGACCUCACACUCGAACCCACCUUCAUCCUGCGUUGGAGAUCUCACAUGCUGCGUCGAGUAACCUCCACGCACACCACUAUAGCAGCCUGAACUACAGUCGCCUCAGAUUCCUCUCUUCCUGUCCUUUCUGAGAAUGACAAAAGGAUAAUCUCUCUGAUGCAGUCGCUGAUGCGUGAUAUAUGCAGCUUUACACUGUUUAUGCCAUGUUUCAUGGUACUGUAACGUUACGCUCACCUGUGCAAGCUGGAAUCAGGGAUCUGUCUCGUCUCCUCGUCUCGCUCGUAAUGAAGGCUCUCCUCCUCUCCUCUCCUCUCCUCCUCUCCUCUCCUCCUCUCCCCUCCUCUCCUCUCCUCCUCUCCUCUCCUCCUCUCCCCUCCUCUCCUCUCCGCUCCUCCUCCCCCUCGUCUCGUCUCGUCUAGCCCAGUCCGCUGCUGAGUGCAGUGCUUUCUGCCUUUCCGUUAAAAAGAAAGAAGUCGGUGUUUUAUUAGUCGGGCCUGCGUCGUUUUGUUCUUAUUAUUUAUUUUUCUAAGCACAGACUCGUAAUGCUGCAAGGCCUGGACGCUAGGACGCUAGGACGCUACACCUCUACCUCUGUUUUACCUGUCCUCGCUUCUGUGUUGUGGAACUCGGAUCGUUUCAGAACUCGUCAAUCAGCCUUAUUUUUUUAAACCUAUAAUCUCCGGAAUCGUCUUUGCACCUGCAUCAGGUGAGUAAUGAGGGUUGAGUGAUGCUGCCCGGAUCUUACCAUUCACACCGUUAAUCUAAACCGGAGUUGACGCGAACGAGCGACACGUGGGGUUUUCUACGUACGUGCCUGACACCGAGCCGCCGCCGCCGCCGCUUCAGAGACGCAGGACGAGACGUUUGAAAGAAAUUUUCUCAUUUCUAUGCAAAUUAGCUGUGAGGCCGGAGAGAAGAGGCGCACCCGAACGAUUCGCCGGAACCGUACGCACGGCGCGCGCGGUCCGACGCGUCGUCGGUUCCCUUAUUAGUUCUGCAAAAACGCUAGAAGGACUUGGCGCCGUACACCACCGCGUAUUACAGAGAACAAUAAGGUUUGGAAGAAAGGGAGCAGCAGGUUAUGGAGGGUGACUCGGGUCAAAGGUUACGUCGGUAGUAGCUAGCUAGCUGACUAGCGUGAAUACGAGGAUGUGAUGUAACGUAAAUCAAACAGGUACAGAGAAGAAGACUCGCCGUAUACCAAAAGCGAUUCACUUUCUGCAGGUGAGUCGAUUCCGAGUCGAUUCACUUCCUCGUUAGAGUUCACUGGGACGAUUCAGAGAGAGAUUUACUCGUUUAUUCGAUCAUUUCAGAAACAUUUCGCUGUCUGAAUCUGAGCACUGAACACGGGUGUACUCUCACUCACGCGACAAAACGUGCUGCGAGGAAUUGUUAAGGGCGUGCCUUCGCAACGAUACGGAUAGAAAUCUUGUGUGUGCGUGUCUUUCUAAUUUACUUUUCAUUCUUUACUCCUCUCUCUGUUCCCUCGUUCUUUUUAUCCUUACUUUUUCUCUAUCCUUUCUUUCUUCGUCUCUCUCGUUUCUCUUUUUAUCCCUUCAUCUCGUUUUCAGUCGUUCCUCCACCCUGUAUUUCCACUCUUCUUCCUUUUCAACCAUCCACUCUUCUUCUUCUUCUCGUUUUCCCAUCCUCUUUUACUUUCCGAUCUUUCGUCUUCUCCUCUCAGUACACACGCGUUUUAUCUUUUUUAUUUUCUAUUUCCUUUCUCUUUCCUCGUCGUGCUUUCCAUCCUUCAGUCUACUUUUCUUUCGGUUCGUUUCAUCACUUUUCCUUCCUCUCGUCUCCUUGAUCCCCUCCGUCCGUCUUUUUACCUCUCACACGUGAUCAUUUCCCUUCUUCUCCUCCUCCCCACUCGAUUUCAACCUGUUUUUCCGUCCUGUCUGUUUUCCUCUCCUCUCUUUUUCAGUUUCAUUUAUUCCUUUGUCUCUCCGUACUCUACAUCCUUUUAUCUCUCAUUCCUGUCCGUUCUUUCUUCCUUUUCCUUUUCUCUCUAUCCAUCUUUCCCCAUCUGUUCCAUGCUGAUGUGUGUGUGUGUGUGUGUGUGUGUGUGAGAUACGAGCUGAUGAUAUUAUCCCAUGCACGCAGACUCCGCUCAGUCCUGUUACAGCUCUGUGCGUGUGCGUGCGCGUGAGAGAGAGAGACUACAUCACAGUCAGAACAGACCUGCAGUGGUCUGGUGAUUGAGGUUGAAACCCAGGCUGGUCGUUAGCUGAUAAA
Molecule: messenger RNA, 7436 nt
Organism: Ictalurus punctatus (channel catfish)
Lineage: Eukaryota; Metazoa; Chordata; Actinopteri; Siluriformes; Ictaluridae
Gene: btbd7
Product: BTB (POZ) domain containing 7
Exons: 11
Coding region: 667-3687 (1006 amino acids)
Biological process (GO): morphogenesis of a branching epithelium
Molecular function (GO): protein binding
Source: RefSeq, a predicted model, not a curated record